Prorocentrum cordatum is the source of this 1764-nucleotide messenger RNA. The record is from the annotation of a GenBank genome assembly. Lineage: Eukaryota; Dinophyceae; Prorocentrales; Prorocentraceae.
AUGGCGCUGGAGGGCGCCCACCUCUUCAACGAGACGGCCUGCGCUGCACUUCAGCCAAGCUCGAUCGAAUUCUCGGAGGGCGACUUGGCCAGCGCGACGGGCAUCUUCGCGGAUGGGCGGGGCUUCGCGGCGCGCCGUCCUGCCCGGCCCCGCGACCCGGGCGCGCCGCUCCUCGAGGCGUGCGGGCCAGUGAUCACCGCGUCUCGGGACCGCCGCUUCGCGGGCGCAGGCACCUUCGCAGCAAACGCGAGGGCCCACUUCGACAUAAAUACACGCUGGAUCAGGGGGCGCAGCGACAGCGCUGGCAAGGAGCAGGCCGCCAUGGCCAAGCGGGGGGCGGACGCUAGGUUCUCAGGCGACCCGGAGCUGAUUUACCUGAAACGCUUGGAGCAGGUACGCAAGCAGGAGACUGACCUCCGCGUGCGCCACUUGCUGGGGCCGCCAGUGAUAGAGGCCAGACGAGCACCCACCUUGAACGGCUGUGCGUUCGAGGACGAGCUGAACGACCGCACCGAGCUGGCAAGCAUGUCUUCGAGCUCAGAACCGGCGAGGGACACCGCGCGAAGCCUCAUCCAGGGCGGCUCUGCCGCCCCGAAGUUGAGCAACGUUGCUCUGGGCGUGGACCUCCGCAAGUUUCAGGACCAGUGCAAAAGAGGCGGGCGGGGUGGCUGCCUCGCGAUGCCUGGAGGGGACGACCUGGCGUUUGGUAUUGUAGGCGGUAGCGACGGUGGGACGCGUGUUCUAAUGUUGGAGUUGUUCCUGCUCGAGGUGGCUCCCCUCGCGAGCACCGAGUGCCAGCGGCAGCUGCAGCCCAUGAUUAUCCCGAUGGGCCCUUGCACGGCCAGCAUCGUCGACCAGCAUCGCCAGCAGGUGGAGAUGCGCACACACGCUGCCGUCCGAAGUAUGGCCUCCUUCCAGGGCUUCCCGGACCGUAUGGAAGCCGCCGACCUGCAGCUGCCGGGCACGGCCCAGAGCUUGCACCCCGGUUCGCCACGGUUCUUCAGGACGGGCUGCGACAUUCUGCAGUGGAUGAUGGGCCUCCCAGAUGUGCGCCAGCCGGCCCACCCGCCGAGGCCGGCGAGCGCCUGCAUGAUGGCGACGCCGAGGCCUCUCGAGCCGACCUGCGACAGGCAGGCCGGCACGGAGCACUGCGAGCACAAGCUCAGGGGCACGCCCUUCGUCGACCCUGAGCUUCCAAGGGUGCCCCCGGGCCUCGGCGGCCCCGACGGGAGGAGCGGGCGCCCGCCCGCGGGCCUGCACCCGCCAGCCGCCCCUUGGCCGCCGCCGCCGCUGCCGCCGCCCCCCGUGCGCCCACCCGCGGAGACGCAGGCGCCGGCCGGGCCCCCGGCGCCGCCGCCGUUAUCGGCGCCGCCGCCGCCGGCCUUGGACAGCCGGGCUGCCUGCAGCCCCGCCGGUCGUGGCUCCGCGUCGCCGCGGCCGGCGCCUUCGCAGGUGCGGGGCGGCCGGGAGGCCGCCGCGGCGUGCGAGCAGGCCCGCAGGCGGCGUGGCGCGGGGACCGCCGCAGCGGCGAGCGGCCUCCGCUUGACCAAGAGGUGGUGCAACCUUGCGAUGUUCUGCCAGUGCUGCCUCUACGCUGCGUACGCGCUCCUGUGGGGCGGGCUCGUGCAGCUGGCCUUUGCCACGGUCAUGGUGUUCGUGUUCUUUGCGACGGUGCCUUCGGGCGCGAGUUCCUGGGAAGAUCUGCGGGCCUGCGCCACGGUGAGGGGGCUCCGGAGCUUGUGCGAGGUGCUGCCGAGAGGCUGA